CCGGAUGGGUAGAUGCGUGGGAGCCACCGUGUAGACACCCAGCGGACUCCCAACACUUUGGGGAUUUAAAAAAAAAAAAAAAGAAAGGCGAGAAAAAAGACCGGACAUCUCCCUCAGCAUCACCUCGGCAGAGUGACUGUUCUCGGAUGGUUUGGAUCGCGUCCGCUGCCAAGAUGCUCUACAGACUUCUCCUGUGUUUCACAGUAACAGGUUUUGUUUCCGCGCAGCCUGACAGCGCCGGACUAUUUUACGCGCUCCGAUCUGAGCUGUCAGAGGACGCGAUCUUGGUGGCCAACAACGGAAUACGCGUGCCUUUCGGGCGGUCGGUCUUCAUCGAUCCCAUCAACGACCUGGUGAUCCAGACGCAGCCGGGGGACCGCUGCAGCAUCACCGUCCUGGACAACGACCCGCUCUCCCAGCGACCGGGGCACCUCUCGCCCAAAAAGUUUCCGUGCGAUUUCGGUCCCAACGACGUGACGUACUCCCACUACGGCUCGAGGAGCCCGGCGAGAGACAGAGUGAGGCUGCAGCUCAGGUACGACGCGCAAACCGAAACCGUUAUAAUCCCGUUCAUGAUGGAGGUGGAAGUAGUUUUUACGCAGCUAGAGUUGCUCACCAAAAACAUGCCUCUCACUGUCGAUAACCUGAAAGGGAUGAGCGGCCCCAUUGAUAAGAAGAUUUUAGAGUUUACUUACGACAGAGACGCUCACAAAUGUGAGGUGACGUCCCUGUCAAGCGGCAGCGCGCUGCCCAGAUACGGGAGACUCGUCGACGGGGGGAAACUUUCCACAAUGAUGGACUGUGAUGACUUCACACAAGCUGACAUCCGCUACCAGCACACGUUUGAUCGCAAGUCCCCGAACAGGGACUAUGUUCCCAUGGUGGUGGAGCUGCACGAUAAGGAGGGAAACCUCCUGAAACAGGAGUAUUUCCAUCUCAUGAUCCGCAUCAGAGAGGGGGAGGAAAACACUGCCCCCAAGCCCAGCUUUGUGUCAAUGAUGAUGAUGGAGAUCAGCCAGUUUGUCAUGACCGCCCUCACCCCUGACAUGCUGGCUGCUGAGGAUGCAGAAUCGGACCCAGAUGAGCUCAUUUUUAACAUCACCUCUCCUUUAUCCUACGAGGAGGGCUACAUAGUCAGCACCGAUGACAGAAACCUCCCCAUCACGUCUUUCUACCAGAGAGACCUGCGUGAUCUGAAAAUCGCCUACAAGCCCCCCUCCCUGGACUCAGACACGGAGAGGAUCUUCCAGCUGGAGUUUGAGGUGGUGGACACAGACGGGGCCGUCUCAGACCCCUUCGCUUUCAUGAUAGUCGUGAAGCCGAUGAACUCCCUGGCCCCCGUUGUGACGCGCAACACGGGCCAGCUGCUGUACGAGGGGCAGUCUCGGCCCCUCUUCACAGCCCACAACCUGGAGAUCAGCGACGAAGACAACCUGGACGCUGUCAGCAUCACGGUGGUGGACGGGCUGCGCCACGGGGACCUCAUGGUGCUGGGCUCUCACAGGAAAUUCUUCACGCCGGCCGACCUCACGACGGGGGUGGUCGUGUACCAGCACGACGGCAGCGACACAUACAGCGACAACGUCGUGUUCAAGAUGUCUGAUGGGAAAAACGAGGUGGAGUUCCUGUUUCCCAUCACAAUCGUUCCCACUGACGACGAGCCGCCGAUCAUAAAUGCAAACACCGGCCUGGUGCUGUUCAAAAACCAGAUGAUGCCUGUCUCUCCGCUCAUGCUCAGCGCCGCAGACAUCGACUCGGAGGACUCGACUAUUAAAUUCACCGUCGUCCCUCCGUUUUCUACAAUCGGCACCCUGCUGCUGCGACAGUCAGACGCCCCGGAGGACCCCUCCUCUUGGAAGUUCAACGCCGAGGACGAAGUGUACGAGAAGGAGGUGACAGAGUGGCUUCAGAAAGAUAUCACGGACGGGAAGUUGUUUUACAAGCACACAGGCCCUCACAACACAGAAACCAUCAUGGAUCAGUUUGUGUUCACAGUUCAGGAUGAUAACGACCCCCCCAACGAGUCAGGAGAGACCGUAUUUAUGAUCCGGGUUUUACCUAUAGACGACGUGCCCCCUGAGCUCUUCCCUGGCACCACCCUGCAGAUGACAGUUCAAGAGUACAAGCUCACUCACUUUAGCAAAGAAGUCCUGCGCUACACCGAUUUGGACUCUGAGGAUCGCGACCUCAAAUACACGGUUAUCCAACCGCCGAUAGAUACAGACGAAAAUAAUCAAGUUGCGUUCGGUUCUUUGGUCCUGACAGACAGCCCCGACACCGAAGUCACAGAGUUCACACAAGCCCAAAUCAACCACCACAAGAUCUCAUACGGCCCCCCAGAUGUCGAGCUCGGGAUAACAGCCCACGUGGUGCAGUUUCGCUACACGGUCGAAGACACGGCUGGGAACAGCGUGGAGGGGGCGUUCACUAUCUACCUGCAGCCUGUCAACAACAAACCCCCUCAGAUCACAAACACGGGCCUCACCGUGUUUGAGCGAGGCAUGCACGUCAUAAGUAUCGCGGAGCUGGACGCGGCGGAUCUUGACACAGACAGCGAGCAGAUCACCUUCACUCUCAUCCAGCUCCCUAAACAUGGCCAGGUUCAGGUUGCAUUCACUGACCUAGAUAUAAAAGGGGUUUUCAGACUGGAGGAUAUCUCAGAGGGGAAGAUAUCAUACAUUCAUGGCGGGGAGGAGACGACGAGUGAUGAAUUUCAGCUGGAUGUCAGCGAUGGGAUUCAUGUGGUAACUGUGACAGUCAAAGUUAAUGUAAAGCCUGUCGAUGAUGAAACUCCGACAGUCAGCCUUCCCGCGGGAACAAUCGGCUCUCACAUGGACGUGCUGGAGAACGGAGCCACGGAGAUCACUACUAAUGUCAUUCAGGGCCAUGACGACGACACAGAUGACCUCCAGCUGACCUUUAUUGUGGAAGACCCUCCAGCUAUGGGUGAGAUCCUAGUCAAAGGAGUGCCCGCCACGAGGUUCACGCAGGCCGACAUCAUUAACGGCGUGGUUGUGUACGCGCACACCGGAGGCGAGAUUGGUCUCACCGCUCAGCAGGACGGCUUCAAUCUGACUCUCACUGACAUGUCCGAUGACUGGACAGUCGGUGGCAACAAGGUCAACGGAGUGCGCGUUCGAGUCACGAUCCUUCCUGUUGACAGCCAGGCCCCUGAGGUCGGAGUCGGGAUUCAAUUCAGCGUCAUUGAAGGGGAGAAGUACGGCAUCGGCCCUCAGCACUUGAACGCUGAUGAUAAUGACACUCCAACGGAUGAUAUCCUUUGCACCAUCAUCGUCCAGCCCACCGCGGGCUAUGUGGAAAAUAUAUCGCCAGCCCCAGGCUCAGAAAAGUCCAGAUCAGGAACAGCCAUCAGUGCUUUUACCAUCGGAGACAUCAGGGAGGGGAAUAUCUACUAUGUGCAGAGCAUUCACAAAGGCGUCGAGCCGGUGGAGGACAGGUUCACAUUUAGGUGCUCUGAUGGCAUCAAUUUCUCCGAGAACCAUUUCUUCCCCAUCGUUAUCAUCCCAGCAAAUGACGAAAAGCCGGAGAUCUAUCUGAGGGAGAUAGUCGUGAUGGAGGGGAUGAACAUCGUCAUCGACACCCCGAUUCUGAACGGCGCCGACGCCGAUAUUCCACCUGAAGAGCUGAUGUUCACCAUUUCCAAACCCCCCAAACAUGGCGCCAUUUUAAACCAGCUACCCACGGGCUCGGUUUUGGUGACUAAUUUCACUUUAGAGCAGAUUAGGGAGGCAUCGAGUAUUAUUUAUGAGCACGAUGACUCGGAGACAACAGAGGACAGCUUUGAGGUGACUCUGACGGACGGGAAGUACUCUGUGCAGAAAACGGCCAUGGUUUUGAUCAUUCCUGUUGACGACGAGACCCCAAGAAUGCUAAUCAACGACGGUCUGGAGGUGGAAAUCGGGGAGACCAAAGAGAUCGACAGCAAAAUGCUCAAAGCGACAGAUUUGGAUUCAGACGACAGCGCGCUCACAUUUAUCAUCCGGUUCGGGCCCGGUCAGGGUCUCCUGCAGAGGAAAACCCCAUCCGGGUCUCUGGAGAACAUCACGCUUGGCAUGAACUUCACACAAGCUGAGCUCGACGAAGGGCUUAUACUCUACACACACAACGGCCAGGAGGGCAUCAGAGACCUGGUCAAGUUUGACGUCACCGAUGGGAUGAACCCACUGAUUGAUCGUUAUUUCUACAUCACGGUGGGCAGCAUCGACAUGGUGUUCCCCGACGUGGUCAGCAAAGGCGUGGCUCUGAGAGAAGGUGGCAGAGUGACUUUAACUACAGAUCUGCUCAGCACGACAGACCUCAACAGCCCUGAUGAGAACUUAGCCUUCACUGUUACGAGGGCCCCUGUCAGAGGCCACUUGGAGUGCACUGACACUCCUGGGAUUCCCAUUGUGUCUUUCACUCAGCUCCAGCUGGCUGGCAGUAAGAUUUACUACAUCCACACCUCAGAUGAUGAGGUGAAAAUGGACAGCUUUGAGUUUGAAGUCACUGACGGCUACAAUCCUAUUUUCAGAACAUUCAGAGUCUCCAUUGUGGAUGUCGAUAAUAAAAAACCCGUUGUCACUGUGAAUAGUUUAGUGGUCACAGAGGGCCAGAUUAAGCUGAUCACACCAUUUGAGCUCACUGCCGAGGACCAGGACACAGCAGAGAGGCUGCUGAAAUUCACCGUCACCCAGCUGCCUGUUCAUGGUAAACUCCUCUACAACGGGUCCACGCCCGUCACCAGCUUCACCAAACAAGACCUGAACGAAAACCUCAUCAGUUACAAACACGACGGAACCGAAUCCUCAGAGGACUCUUUCUCCUUUACCGUCAGUGACGGCACACACACUGACUUUUACGUAUUCCCCGACACUGUGUUCGAAACGCGGCGCCCCCAGACCAUGAAGAUCACCAUCGUGGCGAUCGACAACGGCGUGCCCCAGAUUGUGGUGAAUAAAGGCGCACCCACUUUGAAGACCUUGACCACGGGUCACCUGGGGUUCCCCAUCAGCCCCAAAGUGCUGAGGGCGGAGGACAGAGACAGCGGCCCGGCCUCCCUGAAGUUCCAAAUCACCACGCAGCCCAAACAUGGUUACAUCAUCAACCUGGGACACGGGAACAACUCCAUCAGCACGUUUAGCCAAGCGGAUAUUGAUGAACUGAACAUCUGCUACGUGUUGCGAAACGAAGAAAACGCGACUUCUGAUCUCUUCCACUUCUCCGUCGAGGACAACGGUGGGAACAAGCUGAAGGGACAGCAGUUCCGUCUGGACUGGUCCUGGAUCUCCCUGGAGAAAGAGUACUACGUGGUGGACGAGGACGACAAGUUCCUGGAGGUGGUGCUCAGGCGGAGAGGCUACCUGGGGGAGACGUCUUUCAUCGGCAUCGGCACCGAGGACGGCAGCGCGAAGGUGGACGAGGAUUACAAGGGCAAGUCGCAGAGGCAGGUCCAGUUCAACCCGGGCCAGACCAGAGCCACGUGGCGGGUUCGGAUACUGACCGACGGGAAGUAUGAGCAGGCCGAGACGUUCCAGAUUCUGCUGUCCGAGCCGGUGAUGGGAGUGAUGGAGUUCCCUUCCACAGCGACAGUUGAGAUCCUGGAUCCGAGCGAUGAGUCGACGGUGUUCUUCCCGGAACAGAUCCACUCAGUGGAGGAAGAUGUGGGAGAGCUUUUCAUCCCGGUGCACCGCAGUGGAGACAUCAGCCAGGAGCUCAUGGUGGUCUGCUACACGCAGCAGGGUUCCGCCACGGGGACAGUCCCCACCACCGUCCUGUCCUACUCGGAUUACAUCUCCCGCCCGGAGGAGCACGGCAGCAUCCUUCGCUUCGACAAGGGCGAGAGGGAGAAGCAGUGCCGCGUGAUGAUCAUCGACGACUCCCUGUACGAGGGAGACGAGAGCUUCAACGUCACCCUGUCCCUGCCUGUCGGGGGCCGCCUGGGAAGGCACUACCCCACGACGAAGGUCAACAUCUUGGAAGAUGUGGAUGACGCUCCGGUGUUUUACUUAGGAGAGGUAGAGUAUCAUGUCGAUGAGAGCGAUGGAUAUCUGGAGGUCAAAGUGUGGAGGACUGGAACCGAUCUGUCCAAGACUGGCACCAUUACUGUCCGCUCUCGCAAAGCCGAGCCCGUCUCUGCAGAAGCUGGCGUCGACUACGUGGGCAUCAGUCGUAACCUGGACUUCGCCCCGGGCGUCAGCAUGCAGACGUUCAGGGUCACCAUUCUGGAUGACCUGGGACAGCCGGAGCUGGAGGGGACUGAGAGCUUUGAGCUUGUCCUGCGCAUGCCAGUGAACGGCAUCCUGGGGGAACCGGGGAAGGCUAAAGUUUUCAUUAACGACUCUGUGUCUGACUUGCCCAAGGUCCAGUUCCGCGAGCCAGUGUACACCGGAGAGGAGAGCGACGGCCAAAUCACAGCGACAGUGUACCGCAGCGGCGACAUCAGACACAAAUCCACCGUGCGCUGCUACACCCGCCAGGGCUCCGCAGAGGUCGCCUCCGACUUUGAUGAGCGACCGAACACGGAUGCAUCUAUCAUCACCUUCCUGCCAGGCGAGGCAGAGAAGUCGUGUGUUCUGUCACUGGUUGAUGACACACUGUACGAGGAAGGGGAAGAGCUGCGUCUGGUCUUAGGGAACCCGAAGAGCGACUCACAGUUUGGCGCAUCAGUGGGAGCUCCGAACGAGACCCUGGUGAAAAUCAAGGACACGGCUGACAAACCCGUCAUCCGUUUUUCCGAGACCAAGUUCAGCGUUAGUGAACCGAAGGAGGCCGGCGCCGUGGCAACUGUGAGGAUCCCCUUGGUGCGAGUGGGUGACACAUCAAAGGUGUCAGUGGUCCGCGUUCACACCAAGGACGGGUCAGCGAUCUCAGGGGAGGACUACUACCCCGUGUCUCGAGACAUUGAGUUCAAACAGGGGGAUAAGGAGCAUGUGGUGGAGGUGGAGGUGCUCUUCGACGGUGUCAGAGAGAUGAGGGAAGCCUUUACCCUCCACCUGAAGCCCGAUGAAAACAUGGUGGCCGAGACUCAGGUAACCAAAGUGAUCGUCUACAUUGAGGAGACCAACAGCAUGGCUGAUGUCACCUUCCCCUCCCUGCCCCAUGUGGUGUCGCUGCUCCACUACGACGACGUCUCCAGGACAUCGGAUAAUCUCCACCCACCGGCUGGCUACCCCGUCAUCUGUGUCACAGCUUGCAACACAAAAUACCCAGACUACGACAAGACGGGCUCUAUCUGUGUCAGCGAGCACAUCAACAAUACCCUGACCCGCUACCGCUGGCUCAUCAGCGCCCCGGCUGGCCCCGAUGGCGUCACCAGUCCCAUGAGGGAGGUGGACUUUGACACCUUCUUUACAUCGUCCAAGAUGAUCACAUUGGACUCAGUCUACUUCCAGGCAGGCUCCAGGGUCCAGUGUGCUGCCAGGGCUGUUAAUUCUAACGGGGACGAGGGCUUAGAGCUCAGCAGCCCCAUUGUCACCGUCAGCCAGGAGGAAGGUAUGUGUCAACCACGGAAGAUGGGGACUGUCGGCGCCGAGCCUUUCUCUGCCAAGCUACGCUACACUGGAGCAGAAGACCCGAAACACCCCAACCUCAUCAAAGUGACUGUCACCAUGCCUCACAUAGAUGGCAUGCUCCCGGUGAUCUCCACCCGCCCGCUCAUGAACUUCGAACUGACUCUCAGCCCCGACGGAACGCGGGUCGGCAACCACCGCUGCUCCAACCUGCUCGACUACAACGAGGUCACCACGGGUCACAGCUUCAUCACCGCGUCCACGCGCAACCCCGAAAGCAUGGGGGACACGGCGCCCUAUCAGUUCAGCGGCUCUCUGCGGGGGAACAGCACGCUGCGCUUCUACAGGAACCUGAACCUGGAGGCCUGCCUGUGGGAGUUCACCAGCUACUACCACAUGUCUGAGCUGCUCACCGACUGCGGAGGCACCAUAGGGACUGACGGACAGGUGCUUAACCUGGUCCAGUCCUACGUGACCCUGCGCGUGCCUCUUUAUGUGUCCUACGUGUUCCACUCCCCCGUGGGAACCGGCGGCUGGCAGCACUUUGACCUGCAGUCGGAGCUGCGCCUCACCUUCGUGUACGACACCGCCAUUCUCUGGACGGAUGGCAUUGGCAGCCCCCCGCAGGCCGAGCUCCAGGGUGCUUUGUAUCCGACCAGCAUGCGCAUCAAUGAACAGGGACGUCUGGUGGUGAACUUCCGCACGAAGGCUCGCUUCAGGGGCCUGUUUGUGGAGUCUCACACCGGAGGCAGAAUAAAGAGAGCAGCUCCCUCCAUGUCGUCCAUGGUGAUGAGCGUGGACCACCCGGGCCUGACCUUCAACCUCACCUUAGUGAGGAGCGAGCCCACCUACAACCAGCCGGUCCAGCUGUGGAGCUUCACCUCCGACUUUGCUGUGAGGGACUACUCUGGCACCUACACAGUGAAGCUGAUCCCCUGUACGACAGCCCAGAAUAUGGAAUACGCCAUCCCGCCUGUUUGCAGUCCCAGAGAACCGGUCACCUUCGACCUAGACAUCAGAUUCCAGCAGGUGAGCGACCCCGUGGCAGUGGAGUUCAGUCUGAACACCCAGAUGUUCUUGCUGUCCAAGAGGAGCCUGUGGCUCUCUGAUGGCUCAAUGGGUUUCGGACAGGAGAGUGAUAUUUCCUUUUCUGAGGGCGAUACGAUCUACGGUCGGGUGAUGGUGGAUCCUGUGCAGAACCUGGGAGACUCUUUCUUCUGCAGCAUAGAGAAGGUGUUCCUCUGCACCGGCGCCGACGGCUAUGUCCCAAAGUACAACCCCACCAAGUUUGAAUUUGGCUGCCUGGCUGACUCCCCGUCAUUGCUCUACAGAUUCAAGAUUCUUGACAAGGCUCAGCCGGAGACCCAGGCACGCACAUUUGGUGAUGUCAGUUUCAACGCUGCGCUGGCAGUGGACGAUCCAUUGGCCUUGCCCCUCAUCAGACAGCCAGGGUCUGAUGGAUUUAGGUUGGACUCCACGGCCAUGUUCCAGGUCGCUGCGGGACGUGAGUGGUACAUGCACACCAUUUACACGGUGCGUUCCAAAGAGAAUGCAAACAGAGGCAUCGGGAAGCGCAGCCUGGAGUACCACUCCCUUGUCGCCGCGGGCAACGAGCUCGCCUUGACCCCAUCAGGCGGCAAAGGUCCCCGCGCCAGGAGGUCGGCUGGCGAUGAAGUCCCACGGGUCGCUGAGGAUAUCGGAGCAGACAACAACCGCGGCACCAAUAUCAUGCACGUCGCUCUGGACCGCACCAAGCGCCGGGCCGGGGGGUCGAAUGAGUUGCUCACCAACGGGCUGGAACCUAGCGAGCUGAACGCGGUGGAGGAGGAGGAGGGUCUGGUGACUGUUGUGGGGGCGCUGGUGGGGCUGCUGCUGACUGCCCUCAUUAUUGUCACCAUUAUCCUGGUGCUGAGAUCCAGACGGAAGGAUGGCAAGGAGGGAUGGAGGGAGGGGGUCCAGGAGGUGGUGAAAGGGUCCGUCAGCACAGAGCCCAUGUUGGUGGUGAGGAUGCAGGACUGCCACAACAGCUCGGAGGUCUGAGCGAUGGGUGCGUGGAUGGACAGAUGGACAAAGGGAUGAAGGUGCGGGGGCUUUUGUAAAACCUUUUUUUUUUAAAAACUGGUAUUGAAUUACUUUCAUAACACCAAAAAUUGGAGAUUGAUCAUAUGAGUUAUUAAGUGUGCGGGUGUGCUUGUUAGUGGAAGGGGGAGGGAAUUUCUACUGUAUCAUUUACGUACCUUGAUCACUGCAACAGGAAACAGCACGACGGUCCUGUGCGCUGUCUCCACUAAACAUUCCACCUUGGGCUGCUAGUAACGUGGUAUUACCUUUCCCUCUUACACUGGCUUUGUGGUGUUAAAGUGCCUGAAGCAGCUAUAUCCCUUCAGGACAGUUCCGGUCACAGAGAGCACAUUUCUCAUAAAGCAAGUGUCACACAGGCCAAGUCUUAGAUUUAUCUCGGGUGGUGUGGGUGUAACUUGGGUACAUACAGAAUCACUGAUGUCAUCAACCUGCCCUUGGUGUCGGUCGAACCUUUACUGACGUUUCUGACAUACUGUCUCCCAAAAAGUUUAUUAGUAAAAAGACCGUCUGCGGUGAGAUAUUGUGCAACAUAUUGCAAGAACUUAUUUCAUUAUGGAUGCAAAAUCAUUUCCACUCUGAUUGCCCAAAUCAUCUGCUUUCCAUCUAUUGCCAGGAUAAUGUUAUUAAGGAAGAUAUUGAGGAUUUAAUAGGUGACAUUGGCGCUUUUUAUAAAUAUUGAACCCGCAAAACAUUUAAAGGUCCAGAGUGCAGGAUUUGGGGGCGUUUACAUGUUUUCCUUAGGUGUAAAAUCUCCUGAUGCUAAGAACUGAAGUGCUUUUGUUUGUUGUUCACCGCCUUGAGUCUGCAAUAGCCCAGAAUGGACAUACCAAACACUGGCUCUACAGAGGACCUUUACCUGUUUUCACCUUUUAUUUUAGCAGUAGGGGUGACAGGGGACAAGGGGUGAUCAGUUCAUUGCACUCUGCAAACACACACCCCCAGAUGCCUCUAAAUCCUGCAUACUGAACCUUUAAGACUGCGCCGCAUUAGGUGCCCAUUGUGAGGCGAAGUGUGCCUUCAAGCCUUCGAUUUUGUCUGGGGAUACUUGCUGAGACGGUCAAUCUGGAUUUCGCGGCACGUAAUGAAAAAGUAAACCCCACUGGUUUCUGAUCAACCUUCAGAGCUCACUUACUGCAGUGCAGGAGAUGAACACCACUGCUGUCAGAAUUUAAAUUGAUAUAUACCGGCUCAUCAUUUUAGUCAUUCACUGUGUCCGCUCUUCUUUACCUUGUGUCCCAUAUGAUGAGGAAUGUUUCCCUGGAUGUAUUGAGCAUGUCUGUUGCUGCUGAGUUUGGGUUGUUCCCACCGUUGUUUUUUUAUUUUUUUUAUUUCUUAUAUUGGUUGUAUUUUUGUAUCUCGGUUAUUUACAUUGUCAUGUAUCACCACAAUGUUUUUACUGCACCCUUGCAUUGUUGUCGCUCCACUGUGUAUUCCUGUGAUAUUUUAUUAACACUCAAAGCAAAACGAUGCUUUUUUUUUUUUUAAAGCGACACUGGUUAAGGUAUGUGUGUGUGUAAAGACACUCAUCUCAGGAGUUAUUUCUUUUACGGCGAAUGGACUGUGAGUCGCAGCGCAAUUUACUACUGUGGACUUGAAGCGAGUCUCUGCAGAGCCACUUUUUUUUUCACCUCUGUGUUACACUGCUAAUAAGUGUGGUGCUGUGAACAAGCAAAUACUGUACUCACAUCCGGCGAUCCAGUGACCCCGUCUUCUUCUCACAUUAUGUUCCUGUGAGCUUUAUUUGUCACUAGUGCUGUGUGGGAUUUCAGUGUUCUUCUGAGUCAUAUUUUUUUUUUUUGUUUUUGUUUUUCAGAACAAAUGAUGCAAACAAAAUAGCUGCUUACAAAUCUGUAUGUCACCACGGGGAGAUGUUACGUUCCAAAGCAUUUGGUGUAAUCUUGCCGUCUCGUUAUUAUGUUGAUAUCACUGGUGGAAUUUCUUGUUCACAUGUGUUGUUAAACCUGUGUCUUACUCUGCUUUGGAUAUACAACAUGCUGAGAUCAGUGUUUCCUAAAUAUUUGUCCUAAUAUGGUGUCGUCAGUCAUCAUUGUGUAAUUAUUUCAAGUAUUUAUCAGGGCGAGCUAAUGUAAUGAACGCCAGCUGAUGUGCGACUCAGCAAGGAACGUCAUGCUGACGCCCAGGCUGGGGCUUUUUUUUUUUUUCUUUUUCUUUUUUCUUUUGGCCCUGAUGAAUUUGAAAAUAACACCAUAUCUGACAUCCAAUGCACUUUUUGAGUCACAUCCCUCACCUGCCAAUCCGAGCUAUGCAAUGUAAUGUAUACCCCACAGCCAGUUUACCCCCAUGUGUAUGACAAUUUUAGCACAAACAAUCAAACUUGAUAUUCGGUUUGUGUCUUUUUAUGAAUGGGUUUUUAUGUAUAUGUAUUUAAGAAUAAAUAUUGUUGCUUAACGGUUGUUGUUGAUUGACUUGUGCGGAGCUCAAGAGUCGAGAUUUGAGGAUUUGAGCGAGGCGUAAGACUCGACCGGACUGAGGACUAGGCUUCGCUUGAAACUGGAAUGCAACAACAUCCUAAUCUCAUGUUUUGACCCGG
This is a messenger RNA of Acanthopagrus latus (yellowfin seabream), 12141 nucleotides long. RefSeq names its product FRAS1-related extracellular matrix protein 2-like. The transcript has 24 exons. The record is from RefSeq and is a predicted model, not a curated record. Gene Ontology annotation, cellular component: membrane. Gene Ontology annotation, biological process: cell communication. Bases 147 to 9548 code for a protein of 3133 amino acids. NCBI's taxonomy places the organism in Eukaryota, Metazoa, Chordata, Actinopteri, Spariformes, Sparidae.